Molecule: messenger RNA, 1963 nt
Organism: Leptopilina boulardi
Lineage: Eukaryota; Metazoa; Arthropoda; Insecta; Hymenoptera; Figitidae
Exons: 4
Coding region: 1176-1625 (149 amino acids)
Source: RefSeq, a predicted model, not a curated record
UUACAAUUAUCGAAAAGAGCAAAAUAUUGACUUAUUAUUAGACGUGAAGUGCGAUCUUAGAACCGGAGAACUGACGACGCCCCAUGCUAAUUGCAGGGUUUUUAUACUAGCAAAAUCAUCCUUCAGUGGGAGAAAAUGAGCAAAGAUCAUGUCCUGAUCGAAUUAUAAUUUUAGAAUCACGAAGACAAUUUCUUGGAUCUUAUAGAUAUAGGUCGCUGGUCGGCAUAUGCAUCUACAGUCUUUUCUAUAGGGGUAUUGUAUUGCAACGCGAGGCGAAAGCUACCCUGUGGUCACGUAGCAUAAGCUUAUGUGCUUGCGCCUCGCGAUGCAAUAUAUGAGUCAUAUAUUGACUUCAGUUGCGGAUGCUACAAUUUUCUAUUGGUAAUGGUGUGAAAAUCAUAUCAAGUGGCAUAGUAUAGCUGUAAGAAGACUAAACAUUUAGGUCUCUUACUACCAAGAGUAUUAUUAAAUGUACAUGCGACUUGAUAUGAUGUAAACACAUCGGUAGAUAUUAGCCUAUGCAACUGCAUAAGACUCAUCGUGAGAAAGGAAUUGAACAAAGAAUCCUUUAUUUCAAACUAAAAUGCUUCCAAAACGACUCGUAGUAAACAUGAUUGCUUGCAAAUAUUAACAGAAGGAAUGGGUGAGAACAAUGAAUUUUCUUAUAUACACCCUCCUUCUACUAAUAUUUGAUAAUUUAUAUUAUUUUAUGUAUAUACGUGUUCUUUAUACUUUUAAGAAAAGAUUUUUGUUACGGGAUGUAACAGUCCUCCCUCCUUAAAAGUGUUCAUUGUCCCAAAUGAACUUAAUAUCUAUGAAUUGUGAGCUUGAUUUUUAUCAAUUUCGUACUCUUUCAUUCAUCUCAUACUCAUACAUUGUAGUAAAGGCAUUUAAUCGAAACUACGUUUUGUUUAUAAAAGUGAGGACUUUGCUUACUAUAAAGGAGGUACGUGCUUACUCUCGAUUAUGUGUUUAUAGUGUAUGGUGUGAUGUGAUUUGUGUUAUCAGUUGCGCCUUAGGAGCAGUGAUCUCGUAAGUAUUAUUUCGUCUUCUUCAUACGUUCAUUGACUUCUAAUACGUGCAAAAUUCCUUCAUCAUUUGUUUUUAUUAAUGGGUUCUCUUCUCUUGAGUGACAUAGUGGGGAUCAAAUCUUCAUUAGUAAUCGAACUGCAACCAUGGAAAGUGGACGAUCCUCUGCUGAUACUUGGCAAUAUGACGACUUUUUAGCAGGAAGAAUUCCACCUCAAUGUCCAACUAAAUUAGGCCAAUUUUUGGACAAAAUCCUGCUGAUUUCAGUAGAUUUAGGCCACAGCUUGGGAGUGUGGCAAGCACUGAGAGAUUUGUGUCAAAAUAUGGAGCAGGCGAAUCGGAAAAAGGGUCGUCCUAGUCGAAAAGAGUUGGAGCAAAGGAAUCGGACGACUCAGUUCGAUGAAGUUACUAAAGAAAUCCUCAGCGUCAAUGCAGAGUUGGCGGAUGUAAUUUCAUUGAUAACUUGUCCAGAUCGUCUUUCAAAUUGUUGGUGUGGAAAGUGCCGACUUGGUGAACGAGAAAUUCCUGAUGAAGUAGCAGAUAUUGCGGCGAUACCUGGCCCCAGUACUGCUACCGAUAUGCAGGAAUUUUUUUAAGUCGAAGUGAAAGACGAGCCAAUAGACGAGCUUCCACAAUUUUUUCAAGUUUUUGUGGAGGAUUUUGAAGAGAAUUUUUUCGUGGAGGAAGAAGACCCUCUUCAAAUAGACUGUUAGUUUAAGUGUUUAGUGUUUGUGAUUAUCUUUUAGUCUUUUUUUUUUUUAAAUUGUGAUGUGAAAUGGUAUAUGUGUGAGUGGUUUUUUGUGUAGCGUAAAUGUGCGAGUGUUUGUUGAAUAAACGAGUUAGUUUUUUAUAAUUUUUUAAAUUCUGUUUUUUUUUAACUCCUUUUUUCUGCUCCAUCCUUACUAAUUUUUAACAAUUAUUAUUAAAAUUUUCU